Molecule: messenger RNA, 1885 nt
Organism: Drosophila navojoa
Lineage: Eukaryota; Metazoa; Arthropoda; Insecta; Diptera; Drosophilidae
Gene: Faf2
Product: Fas-associated factor 2
Biological process (GO): ERAD pathway
Cellular component (GO): endoplasmic reticulum
Molecular function (GO): ubiquitin binding
Source: RefSeq, a predicted model, not a curated record
GUUAAGUUUUUGGUUGCCGAAAAAAAAAAAACAUAUGUUAGAUGAACGACAAUCAGGGGUUCCGUUCGUUCAGUUUAUUUAGUGAGUCUUGGCCCGUGCAAAUAUCAAAUAAAUUUGCCAAUAUAAAUUACAAAAACUCAAAUUGCGCACUCGUUUUGCCAAUAGCAGCUGGCAGCAGGGAGCGGACAGACAAAGGCCAAUAGAAAACGCAAUAGCUAAAAUAAAGACACUAACAAUAACAGCAACUGCAACAACGACAACGACUACAACAAAAACAACAACAACCGCACCUGCUGCAAAAUGGAGGCGGAGGGUCUGACAAAUGAGCAAACAGACAAAGUGCUACAAUUCCAAGAUCUGACUGGCAUAGAGGACAUGAACAUAUGUCGCGAUGUGCUCAUGCGUCAUCAAUGGGAUCUCGAGGUGGCCUUUCAGGAGCAAAUGAACAUUCGCGAGGGACGACCCACAAUGCUGACUGCCUCGACAGAUGUUCGCGCACCUGCUGUGAUCAACGAUCGAUUCCUGCAACAGGUCUUUUCGGCGAACAUGCCAGGCGGACGCACUAUUAGCCGGGUGCCAAGCAUCGGGCCAAUGCCACGCAGCUUCACGGGCAUCCUCGGCUAUGUGAUCAACUUUGUGUUCCAAUACUUUUACUCGACACUCUCUGGCAUUGUACGCGCAUUUAUUAACCUUGGUGGCGGCAACGAGCCGCGAAUCGUUUCCGAUCCACUGGCUGACGUGAUGAAGUUCAUAAGAGAGUACCACGAACGCUAUCCGGAACAUCCUGUCUUCUAUCAGGGCACCUAUGCCCAGGCCUUGAACGAUGCUAAGCAGGAGUUGCGGUUUCUGCUCAUCUAUUUGCACAAGGAUCCCACACAAAAUCCAGACGUGGAAUCCUUUUGUCGUGACACGCUCUCAUCGCGUCCAGUUAUUGAUUACAUCAAUGCGCACACGUUGCUCUGGGGCUGUGAUGUGUCCACGCCGGAAGGAUAUCGCGUGAUGCAGACGCUCACGGUGCGCACUUAUCCCCUGAUGGUUAUGAUUAGCUUAAGGGCCAAUCGCAUGAUGGUCGUCGGACGCUUCGAGGGCGAUUGCACGUCAGAGGAGCUGUUGCGUCGCCUCCAGUCGGUCAUCACCGUCAACGAGGUGUGGCUGAGUCAGGCGCGCGCCGAUCGACUCGAGCGCAACUUCACGCAGACGCUACGCCGCCAGCAGGAUGAGGCUUAUGAGCAGAGUCUGCUCGCCGAUGAGGAGAAGGAGCGUCAGCGCCAACGCGAACGCGAUGCCGCUCGCGAAGUGAUUGAGGCGGAGGAACGAGCCCGUCGAGAUAUUGAGCUGCGCAAGGAAGAGAUAGCCAGGCAGAAGAUCGAGCUGGCCAACUUGGUACCGCAAGAGCCGGCACCCGAUGCUGCAGAUACCAUUGCUGUGGUUUUCAAACUGCCUGAUGGUACACGUCUCGAACGACGCUUUCAGCAAACUAAUUCCAUUUUGGACGUUUAUCAUUUCCUCUUCUGUCAUCCCGCUUCGCCGGAUGAGUUUGAAAUAACAACGAAUUUCCCAAAGCGUGUUCUCUAUUCCAAGGCGGCCAUCGAUGCAGCCGAAUGCUCUGUCAAUGAAACCUACAGCAAAACCCUAAAGGAUGUGGGUCUUAAGCAUCGCGAAGUGCUCUUCGUCAAUGAUCUGGAAGCGUAACCAAGCCCUACUACCACCAAAUAACAAAACAAGAAGAAUAACAAAAGUGAAAUAUACAAAGGAACGGAACGAAUACUGAAAUUUUUGUGUUGCCAGCUAAACGAAAACGCAUUACCAAAUAACUUGAACCAAGUUUUGAGUAGUCGUAGUCCUCAACUCGAGUCCAAUCCGUUUGGCACAGUCGGAGGUUGGA